Molecule: messenger RNA, 1266 nt
Organism: Schistosoma mattheei
Lineage: Eukaryota; Metazoa; Platyhelminthes; Trematoda; Strigeidida; Schistosomatidae
Source: the annotation of a GenBank genome assembly
AUGAAGCGUUUUAAACAUAUGGAAGAGGAAUUUUAUACCAUAGCCUGGACAACUGUUGAAGUUGAAGGCAGUAAACGUACUAAUAUAUUAGCUGCUGCAGGUCGUAUGCAUGAAAUCAGACUACUUCAUCCAGAACAGUUGGUGUGUUAUGCUGAAAUGAAAGGUCAUACAGAAGAUGUGACAGCUAUGAUAUUUCAUCAAACACAAUCUACAAUUUUAUUCAGUGGAGAUUCUAAAGCAUCUGUAAUCGUUUGGGAUAUUGGAAUUCCAUCUGUUCCAGACUAUAAAACACGUUAUCAACUAUUAAUGCGUCUUCGUUGUCCUAGAUUAGAUGUGAAUCCAGUAUUAAAUCUAGUUUUCCUUCCACAUUAUGCUUAUUUAAUAGCUGGUUGUGAGGAUGGACUGUUUGCAUGGAAAAUAACCGAUCUACGUUUAGAGAAACGAGAACGUGAACCGGAUAUGGAGUUGAAAUUGGACUUUAAUCAUGAAGUUUGUAUUGAUGCUUUAGCUCAGCUAAGCGAUAAUGCACUAGUUUUAAAAGUAGUAGAGUCUGGUGAAAUUAUGGUGUUCGAUUUUGCAUCUAUUUUGGAACGACGUAAAGGACUUCAGCGUGUUGUCCCAAUUGAGAUGCGAGGUCACUUGUUAUGGCAGAAAACGGAUGAAAUCUAUAUCAAUGUAUCUGUUAGACAAAAUCUAGGCGCUGUCCUAUGCGGUGAUAACGAAGGCUCAAUUUGGAUAUAUGACUUGGAUCCAUACUUGGAUGAUUUGCAUUCUUCUAGUCGUAAACGUUUUCAUGUAAAACCAAUCAAGAUUCUUGAAUGGCCUGAAUGUUCAGUUCAAGGUAAUCGUGAUGAAGAUCAACAAUUGAAAGAAAGUAUUACAUCAGGUUUUCGUAAUCCUGUUGUAAAUUCAGUUGAAAUGAGCUCAGAUGGUUAUUAUCUAGCAGCUGUAACUGAUAACAAUCUUGUAUGUAUAUGGCGAUAUGCUCCACCCCAACAACAACAACAGUACUCUCAAAUAAUCCAACAAACCACAACAUCAUCAUUACAUCAAACUACUCCUAUGCAACAUAAUAGCAAUCAAUUAACAGCUAUCAAUAGUUCUAUUGUUACUGUUCCCAAUGUUGCUAGCAUAAUCAAUGAUGACACAUCGUCAACGAUAGCAUGCAUGGAACUUUUAAACAAUACUAAUACUAAUAAUUCAUCAAUUGCUUUAAAAUCAAAUGCCAUAGAACUUGUUACUACCGGUCAACAUUUAUUAGAAUAA